Molecule: messenger RNA, 1632 nt
Organism: Haemonchus placei
Lineage: Eukaryota; Metazoa; Nematoda; Chromadorea; Rhabditida; Trichostrongylidae
Source: the annotation of a GenBank genome assembly
AUGUGUGACCCGUUCGGAACGUUGGCCUGUGCGAAUGGAACAAAUGAAGUGUCCUGCGUCUGCAAACCACAUUGGGAAGGAACUUACUGUAGGCAGGCCCCAAACCAAUGUAACCUGACGAAGCUCGAUUGUGGUGAACACGGUCAUUGCACUUCCGAAGUCGAUAUAGCAGUUUGCACUUGCAAUGAUGACUACACGGGGGAACAUUGCCAGAUUGCAAAGAACAAGAUCUCAUUCAAUUCGGAAAACUCGGUUUCUUUGCUAUCUGAGACCACCUUCUGUGCUCUAAUUCUUGUUAUUCUCGAGUUCACAAUGAUAUUCUUGAGAGGAGUACUUGCAAUGCACUGUCCCUGUUCAGAUCAGAGCACACAGAAAUUCUGUCAAACUAUUCGUUCUUUGGCAAUACUGCUCGCAUCACUCGUUGUUCUACUUUUUCAACAUCCAGCAAUUUUUAACAUCCCUGCAAUGGAGUGCAAAUUAUGGUUUUAUGUAGCCACGAUUUGCUUCUCAAUUGGUAUCGGCUCGUUUGCCAUGGAGGCGUUCAGUAAUGAACUAGCGGUGCGAACGGAACAGAGAUGCUCGUCUUGGUCAUGUAACUGCAAUGAGCAAUCACAAGGAGUGUCAGCAAAGCCGUUUCCAGCGAAAAUGAUUCCUAUUGCGUUACUCUCUUUUGCAAUCACUAUACCUUACUUUUCUCAGUACGGACAGGUCACAUCAUCGUGGAGUUGUUUGGGACGAUUCAAUAUGGAUGCAAUCGACUUUUGGUAUCCCAUUGUUCUGCUGAAUUUCUGUGCUGCCUUUGCAGCCUCGGUUGCUUCCUACUGCACUUUCUUCGUGGAGAAGAAUCUACCGCAAUUGAUCGUAGAAGAGAGCGCCUUUCACGAAAUCAAUGCCUUGAUCGGGAAAUACUUAGUUGAAAGUGACCUCUACAUCGGUGAGUACGACAACCAUAAUCAUUACGGAGAAACGGCUGCCGUUCGUGAACAAUGCAGGUGCUUCUUCAGAGAAUGGGCGAAUCAGACAAUGUUGACCGACCCGCAGGGAGAUACCUUGAGAAACAUCCCACCCGUCAAGGCUCGUCUUACUGAUUUUGCUGAAAAAAAGCACGACGAAGUAUUUGAAAACCUCGGAAUAGGAUUGCCAAAGGCACCGUCGAAUCCUGUGAAGCAUAGCAAGUACUGGCUUGCACUGGACAGCUAUUUGAACGAAAUGAAGUGGGAUCCAUUCCAAAUAUGUCCACUUCUGAUAAUUAAUCAACAGGGAAAUACGAUUGAGAAGACAUUUCUGCGAACACCAAUGAGCAUUUUGUGCGGAAAGGUAUUAGAAGAAUUGAUUCAAAUGGAAAAUGUUGUGGAAGACGAAACAGAGGGCUGCACAUGUGGAGAAGUGGGAAGAGUUGAAGUUAAGGCUGUUGAUGAGUUCGACCCUCAAUGGAUGAUGUCAAAAGAAGACAAGAUCCAGAUGAAACUGAAGGUAACAUCAGUUUCUAUCUCCAAUUAUCCAAACCUCGUUGAAGCACUUGGUUACGGAUUCGGUUUUCUCGGAAAGCUAGAAGGAUCGAUGAAAACCCGACAUUUUCAAGACAGAUGUGUUUUCGUGGGCUACGGUGAUGUUUUGGCUGGCCAAAACUGA